UGACGACAGCAGCGAUAACCCGGAAGGGAAGUGAGCAGUCGUGACAUCUGUAGGUACAUAGGGAAAAUGAGUGAACAGAGGUGUGUUUGUUCUGCUGUGCCUUUUACGCCAGUGAACACUUGGCUCGUUUCAGUUAGUUAACAGCGAGAACCAGGAGCGGCGGAACUGUCCACGAAUCGGAAUGUCGUUCUAAAUGGGAGCGGUGGCCUCGUUUUUGGGUGAAUUCUCUCAGACGUGUCGGACGAUGCUAAACGGCUAGUCAACUGCUAAAAAAUAGCCAGUGUGUUGGGUUAUUUGACAGCCUGUUUCGCACCUUUGCUUUUGCACAGUCGAGGUGUUUAUCAGAAGAUUAGCUGCCAGUUGUGAGGCAACGCGGAUCUAGGUUUUCGUGACUGUUUGGCGGCGGGGGACAGCCACGUCAGCUAGCUUCUCUGUCGCUCCUGUAAGCACUUGUGUGCUUUUAUUUUGGAUUUGAGUAAUCAUUUUGCAGCGACAAAACCGAAAAAACGCUCCGUGUAGCCAUGGCUCCGAUGGGUAUCCGGUUGUCACCGCUUGGUGUAGCGGUGUUCUGUCUCCUUGGAGUCGGUGUCAUCUACCACUUGUAUUCCGGGGUCAUCUCCAGCCGCCUGGCUGCCUUCAGGUCCCAGACUCCCCUCUCAACACAGCAGAGAAGAACAGUGGAUUUGAGGGACCUGCUGGCUGUCUCAGUGGAGGCAGCAGAACUCGGUGGCAAAGAGGUAAAGCAGGUGCGUGACGAAAAUGUCCUGCAGGAGAAAUCAAAGGGCAAAACAAAGGAAGGAGCUAACGAUCCACUCACUAUGGGGGACCUGCAGUCUCACAGGAAGAUGUUUUACCUGCUAAAGAACACAUUCCCUGAACUUAUGGUGAACAGUGAAGAACACGACAACGUGGAAGAUAAUUCAAUACGAUGGAGCCAGAACAUUCCAGGUACAAUAAGUGAGAAGUUUAAGGGGAGCAGUGAAGUUCCUGUUGAGAGCAUUACUGUGUGGAUCGAUCCCCUAGAUGCGACACAGGAAUAUACAGAGAAUCUGGUGAAAUAUGUGACCACUAUGGUGUGUGUGGCUGUAGAUGGUAAACCUGUGAUUGGAGUUGUACACCAGCCAUUUGCUGGCUUCACUGCUUGGGCAGUUGUAGGUCAUGGAUCAAAUGUGAAGCGCCGCUCGUCCUACAACGCCAGCCCUAAGAAAGUGAUCGUAUCACGUUCUCACUCUGGAAAAGUUAAAAAUUAUAUUCGGAAUGCUUUUGGAAAUAGCACAACAAUCAUAGAAGCAGGUGGAGCAGGAUACAAAGUACUGUCACUGCUGGACACACAUUCAAGUGAGACAAGCACUAUAGAGGAGGCAGAUAUUUACGUCCACACCACCUUUAUUAAGAAGUGGGACAUCUGUGCUGGUGCUGCACUACUGACUGAACUGGGGGGCCACAUGACAACUCUAAAGGGAGAGAACAUCGACUACAGCGGAACUCCAGUAAAUGAAGGAGGACUGGUGGCCAGUGUAGGUAUAGAUCACAAGGCCUUACUGGAGAGACUACCAGCUAACACAGACAAUGACAAGCAGUGAAACACACAGAGAUUGUGUUUUUAGGUGGUUUGAUUAGGGUGACACAGCAGCUAGCAAGAGUGGGCUGGAAACAUAAUCAGGCCUGCAUGAUUUCAUCAUCAUGGGACACCAAACAUCUACCAUCAAGUUGCACUGGAGUCACAAUUACCAGCAUGGACAAAAGAGCAGGACUGUGGAGCCAAAUUGGCUAUGACUGGAAACUGCAACAGCUGGCACAAUGGCUCUGAAUACUCGCUCCUCUGAAAGCAUACUUUCUUGCAGCUUGGAGAACCGACAUGUCUUCCUUUUGUCAGGAACUUGCAUACAAGGACAUACAGUGGAAAACAACCCCCCCCCUUAAACUGAGGAGCACAACACUGAACACUGCAGCAAAACCCACAGAGGGACAUCUCUGGUGUUCGUCAUCUUUAUCACAACAAUCAGAAGAAAACACAAGAACAACAAAA
Molecule: messenger RNA, 2029 nt
Organism: Oreochromis niloticus (Nile tilapia)
Lineage: Eukaryota; Metazoa; Chordata; Actinopteri; Cichliformes; Cichlidae
Gene: bpnt2
Product: 3'(2'), 5'-bisphosphate nucleotidase 2
Exons: 8
Coding region: 522-1583 (353 amino acids)
Biological process (GO): phosphatidylinositol phosphate biosynthetic process
Cellular component (GO): endomembrane system
Molecular function (GO): 3'-nucleotidase activity
Source: RefSeq, a predicted model, not a curated record